Molecule: messenger RNA, 2384 nt
Organism: Antrostomus carolinensis (chuck-will's-widow)
Lineage: Eukaryota; Metazoa; Chordata; Aves; Caprimulgiformes; Caprimulgidae
Product: cytosolic carboxypeptidase 3
Biological process (GO): proteolysis
Molecular function (GO): metallocarboxypeptidase activity; zinc ion binding
Source: RefSeq, a predicted model, not a curated record
AUUCCAUUUGUGCUCGUCUUCUUCCAAGGGCAAAACAGAUUCUAUUAUCAUCUGACUCAGAGGCAGUGGUAUCCCAUCCUCAGGAGCCUCAGAGUCUGGAUGGCUCAUCACCUGCCAGUCAGUGUUUCCCUGUGUACUGGCCUCACCAAUGUGAAGUUAUCAGGGACAGAACUGAGCACAUUGAUUGGAUACCCACCACCCCUGAGCCAUUGUACGCUCCAACAGGUUUGGAGAUGAUGCCACCAUACCAAACCCCUGACAAAGGCACUGUGAUUUAUCUAGAAGAAGCUAAUAAAAACUCCUGCUUUAUGUAUUCCCAAGUGAGAAGUCUCUGCCCCCUGAAGCAGAUCCUCCAUCAGAAGGAGGACAACACACUGAUAUUUGAAGCACGGUUUGAAAGUGGAAAUUUGCAGAAGGUGGUCAAAAUCAGUGAAUUUGAGUACCAGCUGACCCUGCGCACCGACCUCUACACAAGCAGACACACGCAGUGGUACUACUUCCAAGUAAGCAAUACACAGGCAGGGAUGCCAUAUCGAUUCACUAUUGUCAACUUUACCAAGAGUAACAGCUUAUAUAAAUGUGGCUUGCAGCCACUGUUAUACUCGGAAGCUGAUGCUAGGAAACACAAGGUUGGCUGGCGAAGGACUGGAAAUGAAAUCAAGUAUUACAAAAACAAUGCGGGCCAAGAUGGACAUCAGUAUUUCUCACUCACUUGGACAUUCCAGUUCCCUCAUGACCAGGACACCUGCUACUUUGCCCACUGCUAUCCUUACACCUACUCCAACCUGCAGGAGUACCUGGUAGCCAUCUCUAAAGAUCCAGUGAAGUCCAAAUUCUGCAAGAUUCACAUCUUGUGCCAUUCACUGGCAGGAAACAUAGUGUAUGUUUUAACUAUCACCAACCCCCCUGAAAGUGGCAGGGGCACCAAGAGGAAGGCUGUGGUACUAACCGCAAGGGUGCAUCCAGGAGAAACUAACAGUUCCUGGAUAAUGAAGGGCUUUCUAGAUUACAUUCUUGGUGAUUCAGGCAAAGCUCAACUCCUGCGGGAUAGUUUUGUCUUCAAAGUGGUACCCAUGUUGAAUCCAGAUGGUGUGAUUGUGGGAAAUCACCGGUGCUCUUUAACAGGCCAGGACCUGAACCGCAAAUACAGAUCUAACCUGAAGAAAUUCUAUCCUUCCAUCUGGUAUACCCGAAACAUGAUCAAAAGAGUGAUGAGGGAACGUGAUGUUUUUCUGUAUUGUGACAUCCAUGGUCACAACAGGAAACAAAACGUCUUCAUGUAUGGUUGUGAGAGAAAGCAGCAAGCAAAAGCACCAAACAUGCAUCCACGUAUCUUCCCACUCUUGCUGAGCAAGAGCUGUCCAGAUAAGUUCUCCUUCCCAGAUUGCCAUUUCAGAGUACAAAAGAGCAAAGGAGGCACAGGUCGAGUGGUAAUGUGGAAGAUGGGCAUCAACAACAGCUACACUCUGGAAGCCUCUACCUGUGGCUCUAAGUUGGGCUGCAGACGAAGUACCCAUUUCAAUAUGAAAGACUUUGAGUCAAUAGGACAGCAUUUCUGUGAUGCUCUCUUGAACUACUGUGUUCAUAACAAGGAGGAACACAAUCAAGUAGUGAAACAGCAAGCCAGAGUGAACUCCAAGGUCCUGAAUUCUGAUGUGUCAGACUGGGAUUCCAGCAGUCAAGCUUCCGACAGCCCAGACUCCUGUGAUCUGGUUGCACAUCAGCUAAAACUAGGUACUAAGAAAAAAAACAAAACAUCAGGAGAAUAUUUUCACAGCAUUGCUGAAGACAGAAGUUAUGAAAGCAAAAAAACUCAACACAUUGAAACUCAACAUAAGAUAUUUCAGGUACCUGACUCAGUGAAAAAAGUAAAAUUGCCAAUUACAGCCUGUGCCAAACAAGUAGGAAAGGAUUUCAGCUCUGGGAGUCUCACCCAUGAUGCUAAAGGCAAUCAUGAAAACCCAUCGGUGCCACAGGAGGCAGGAAAAAGUGUGUGCCGUGCUACCAUCCUAUCCACAAGAAAAAAUUUCCAUUCAUCCAGCUUUAGUCUGGUCUCCCAGAAGAUGAAGAAACACAAUGGUAAAAGUGUCUCCAAGUCUGCAGAGAACACGUUUCAGUAUUUUAAAGGUCAUGAUCAUAGUGCAAAGAGCCAUUCAAAUGAAGAAUGGAAAAUGAAGGAGAAGCUCCCCUCAAAAAGCACAAAGCCCAAGAAAACCCAGACAGCAAGCCAAGAUGUAAAUUUUGGGAAGAGUAAGUCCUGCCAGGCACAAGACACACUGCAGUUCUCUCUGCACUUACUGCCUGAAGCCAAGAACAGACAACAUGCUGCAAAAUAUCAGGGUAUAUUUUGGAGCCCCGGUUCUUCAGCCAGUGAGGGCACAUGA